UGCAUUUUACAGCACUGACUUCACUUUUGAAACACAUGUUUUGAUUUACUUUUGCGGCAUUUGUGGAAAAAAUGUUGCGAAUUACACAAACUAAAAACACGCUCCUCGAUGGCGCUACUAUAGCAGAUCAAUUAUAUGCGACACCUAAGGAUUGUGAAGAUUUCUUUGAAAGCAUUGAAAAACCCACUCAAGUUGUUCCUGUUCCACGGUCAACCUUUAUACGCGCUGGCGUUCUAACAACAGUUCGCGGCUCUGCGUACAUGGAAUAUGGCAAUACUAAACUGAUGGCAAUUGUAGCGCCGCCGCGCGAAUUGGUUCGUUCAAGUGCUCACCGUGUAAGCAUGGGCGUCAUCAAUUGCUACGUGAAUUUUGCAGCCUUUGCCACUGGCGACCUAGAAUCAGUACCAGAGCGUGAGAAACAUUUGGGCAGCAUGCUAACAAAGGCACUGGAGCCACUUGUCUGUCGCAAUGAGUUUCUCAAUUUCCAGCUGGACAUUCGAGUGCUUAUAUUGGACGACGACGGCUGCCUGCUGAGCACCGCCAUCAAUUGCUGUGGCGUUGCUCUCAUUGAGUGCGGCAUAUCCACAUACGAUUUGAUUACGGCAUCCACGGCAUGCAUCUAUCGUGGCUAUGUGUUUAUCAAUCCCACCGCCAAGGUUGAGGAACUGCUCUGGCAACAUCGAGGUGGCAAUGCUUUGCUUGGGAGCAGCAGCGCGAACAGCGACAAAGAUAAUGAUAUACAGGAGCAUGGCUUGCUUAUCAAUGCCAGCAUGGACAGCUUUGAGCAGCUGGCGCAGUGCCAGCAGUGCGGCUACCUUAAGCCCGAAACCUACGUACGACUGCUCGACUACACGCUGGAGAUCAACAAAUCGCUGAGACAUCUGAUUCGACGCGUGCUCAGCGACCGAGUCAAGGAACAGCACCUACUGGACAUGCGGGAACAGGAGGAGGAGCGCCUGGAGGAUAAGCGUCUCGCGGCAAUUAUUGAAAGGCUGAAGCAACAGGGUCUCCAUGAGUUCAUACAAUCCAAUAUUAAGGAAGACCAGUAUACAAAGAAAUAAAUGAUGCGUCUAGUUUUGUACA
This is a messenger RNA of Drosophila arizonae, 1083 nucleotides long. It is a transcript of the gene Mtr3, whose product is annotated as exosome complex exonuclease Mtr3. Gene Ontology annotation, cellular component: nuclear exosome (RNase complex); cytoplasmic exosome (RNase complex); nucleolus. The record is from RefSeq and is a predicted model, not a curated record. NCBI's taxonomy places the organism in Eukaryota, Metazoa, Arthropoda, Insecta, Diptera, Drosophilidae. Gene Ontology annotation, biological process: U4 snRNA 3'-end processing; rRNA catabolic process; nuclear mRNA surveillance. Gene Ontology annotation, molecular function: RNA binding.